GGAUACGUGUGGACGGUCGUAUCCGCAAAUUUUCGAAUACGAUGACAUAAACACGAUUUUGCGCAUGCUCGAUAAGAAAAACUGUCCGUCCUAAGGGCUAGGCACUAGCGUGCAUCAGAUCGGAUCAUGAAAUUUCCGGAUACGUGUGGACAGUGAAAACGAUUCGUAUACGCUGCGUGUGGACGCGAACAUUUUCGUAUCCGCAAAAAAAAAUUUGCGGAUACAAAAAUUUCCGGAUACGUGUGGACGGGGCCUAACUUGCAAAUACAAAGAAAUCACACUGAUCUUCGUUGAAAUAUGCGCCAAUCUUUUCAUAUUUGUCAGUCUUGCAUCCAAGCGUACGUAAAUUGGCAAUAGCAGCACACGUGGGUCUAGUAUUUGACUAAGCAUAUAUAGGCUGAGAGAACUCUCGACCGACAGCAUUCGUCACUGACCUGCCUACCGUUCAAAGCUCAGUCAUGUCUUCCUCAUUCUACAUCGAUUCUUUGAUACAAGUCUCCAAAGCCAAGUCUGCAUCGACAUCGUCAGACCCAAGGCGUCACUCGUAUGAUUCUCCAGUUCCUUGUUCGUGUUGUUGGAGUCCAACACAACCCGAACCACCAAACAGCUUAUGUCAACUCUGUAUCCCUUCGAAUCCUGCUGUUCAUCAGUUCAUGCACGUCCGUGGAGCUACUAUUCCUACAGCUGCACUGUAUUCACGAGAACUGACCGCCAAGGAUCAUAUCUUGCUUCAACAACGCUACCCUACAGAUGAAGACCGCGCUCACCUAGCCGAUUAUGUGUCUUCCCGAGACUCCAGUAACCUAAACAGAGGAAAUUCAAGGUCCAAAAGAAUCCGUACUGCUUACACAAGCAUGCAACUCCUGGAGCUAGAAAAAGAGUUCAGCCAAAAUAGGUAUUUAUCUCGUCUAAGAAGAAUACAGAUCGCUGCCCUACUUGAUUUAUCAGAAAAACAAGUCAAAAUCUGGUUCCAGAACAGAAGAGUAAAGUGGAAGAAGGACAAGAAAGCUGCUCAACACGGGACCAUUGUUGACAGUCCGCAGUGCUCGCCAGGCUCGCCAACGAGUUAAAAAACUAGAAUCUAAGGUAGAAGUGUACAUCCUGCACUAUUCCAACUUGUUCAAAUUUGUAUAGAUUGUAUAAUAAUGUAUAUAAAAUAUAUUAACUUUAAGUUAUAUUCCAUGAAGGAAAAAGUCUUGACCAAGAAAAAAAAUUUUGAACUGAAAUGACGUGAACUUUAGCCAAGUUAAUAGGCUCAUUUAUCUCGGGUUUUAAUUAGUUUUACCACAUAAUAGCAUUUUACAGUUUGUAAUUAUUGAUCACGAUCAUCUAGCCAAGGGUUUUAUCCAAGUUAGUUUUGUGUUUUGGAAGAAAGUCUUAUGAAGAAUUAAAAAAAUAAAUUGCUUCAAGGCUUCCUUACUGAAGCGACAACAGAAUACUCACUUUCUGUUCAUAAAAAAUAUUUUAUAAAUCUAUAUAGCAUGCUUGUUUGUACAAAAUAUCAGUCAUCUCAACUGGAAUUACCAAAAAUAAACUAUUUGAUAAUU
This is a messenger RNA of Actinia tenebrosa (Australian red waratah sea anemone), 1547 nucleotides long. Its product is annotated as homeobox protein Hox-B4a. Lineage: Eukaryota; Metazoa; Cnidaria; Anthozoa; Actiniaria; Actiniidae. Gene Ontology annotation, biological process: regulation of transcription by RNA polymerase II. The record is from RefSeq and is a predicted model, not a curated record. Gene Ontology annotation, cellular component: nucleus. Gene Ontology annotation, molecular function: DNA-binding transcription factor activity, RNA polymerase II-specific; RNA polymerase II cis-regulatory region sequence-specific DNA binding.